AUGGCCGCGCAGUGGGCGCGAGCUGGCUGCACACGCGUGGCCGGGCCCCUCGCCAGCGCGCUCGGCACUCCUGCGGCCGCGCCGAGGUCAUCGACAGGGAACGGGUUGCUGUGCGGCGAGUGGCGCCUGGACCAGGUUUUUGGUGUUCGUCGUCUACCUUGCACCAUGGUCUGGAUCUCGGACUUCAUUCGCACCUACGUCGACCAGCAGGCCCGGAGCGGAAAGCACAUCCACGCAGCAAGGGCCGCGUUUGGCGGCGUCGCCAUCGGACCGCUCACGGAGCACAAGGACAGACAAUUCAGAAAGGGCACUCAAGCAUGGUUCGCCGGUGGCGUCUGCCAGAAUUGCCCGGCCGAGCGGCCCGGCGGGUGCCCCGCAUCUACGGCAAGACACGGGACACCGACGCGCGCGGCCGCGCCGGGCCUUGGCGGCGCCGUGAGCAACAGUUUCAGCGAUAGGUUCCCCGUCUUUGAGUACGAGCCGCCGUCGAAGGUGAGGGACACGCUGCAACGCCAGACCACAAUGUGCUCCAAUUCCGCGGCUGGCAGCCAAGCAAAGACCUCUGAUUUCAACGUGUUGUUCCUCCCUGUCUGGAUUGUGUUGCACAUAUUCAGGCCUGCUCGGCCAGCGACCGUCGCCCCCCUGCGGGCGCCCGGCCGGUCUGGGUCGGCCGCUGUGUUUGGUUACGGCCCCGGGCGCCGGACUUUUCAGGCCACAGUCGCUCCGUGUUGGGUGCUGUGCGUGGCGCUGGAGGGGCUGGAGGCUGGACUGCAGGAAGAGGCCGCACCCGGGCGCGACCGCACCUUGCCGGGGGAAUACACGACAUCAAGAUGGCAGCCGCGGCCGGAUGCGACGGGCGAAAGGCCAUCGCACAUGGCGAUGUCGGACAUAGAGCACGCGGCGCUGAGUGCAGACCACGGGAGCGGGCUGCUCGAUGUCAACCACAUGACCAUAACCUGCGCGCAGAUCGAUUUCAUCAACCGCGGCGCCAUCACCAAGGCAGACGUGCUUCUCACCGAGAGCAAACUAAAGCUGAUCCCGCAGCCCAGUGGACUGGCACACGACGCCAUGAUCCAGGGCAGCGACAUCGACGAGACCAAGAAGUUGAUGGACGUCCGCGUGACUCACUUGAUACGUAACGUGACGGUCUACAUCAACAACAUGCCCGAGCUCCAGGAGCGGGAGUGCAUCAACAUUGUCACGACCCGGCUUGUCAUCUUCUGGCCAGGCAACGACACGAUCCCAGUCUUCAAGGUGCUUUACAUAGAUUCCACAAUCUAUAGCGAUCACGAAGGCAUUCAAAUGAGCGACAUUGUGGUUCGGUUCUACGCCCGUGAACUGGCUCGGGAGUUCAUUGCCAUCGGCAGCGGCCUAGAUGUGCACGACAAUUAUUUUGAUGUUACCGGCAGAAUUCCUCAUUGUCACGAGGACGAGAUUGUCGACGCCCAGAAGUUAACCUGGCAACGCAUGCAGUUGAGUGUCAGUCUGUGCCGGGAGAACGCUGUGAAGCCGAUGUACACCGAGAGGACGUGGCACAGAGUGCCGGUGUUCGAGAACGACCGCAGGUGCUUGCUGUCACGGGAGCCACACAGGAGCCGAAAGACCGGGCAAAACGCUUACGGCUGGAUCCUGGGCCAGGACGGCAGGCCGCUGUACGCCGUGCAGUCGGCGCGCAUUGCGCCGCCAGCGUCGGGCUGGCGCAAGUUCCAGGGCACCCCGCCAGCGCCCGAAGUUCAGGCCUUCGCCGGGCCCGCGGAGGCCGAGGCCGCCGCGGCGGCCGCGGCCUGCGCGGCAAAGGGCUUGAAGGAGCGGGGCAACGCGCUCUUUGGCGCCAGGGACUUCGAGGGGGCAGAGGCCUGCUGGACGCGCGCGAUCGACCUGGGGGACCGGCUCCAGGACGAGGAGCUGUGCGUCGCGCUGCUCGCCAACCGCGCACAGGUCCGGCUGCGGCGCAAGAAGUGGAGGGAGGCCAGGAGCCAGAAUCGACGACAGACGCGCCCGCGGCUGCUCGGCAAGUUGGUCCCGACGCCGUGGCGCCACCCUGUCACUGGCCGGGUCUCUGCCCUGCUUGUUGCCGCAGUAGCGCCCUCGGUGGAAGGGGACGCGGUGCGCGCAGCGCUGCUGGCGCUUGUCAGUGGUGCCGGGUCUGAGGUUGACGCUGGGCACAAGGCCAAGCGCUGCGGCUCCUGCCAGAGGCGCCGAGGCUACGCCGAUGCUGCGGAUUUCGCCGAGCGCUGCCUUAAGGCGCACCCGGGCCACCCGGACGCAGAGUCUCUUCUGGCCGGGGUGCGGAAGAUGGAGGCGGAAGAGGCGCCGCGGCGCCCGCAGGGGAAGGCACCCGCGCAGGAGGCAGGCACAGGGCGCGACCAGCCCGCGGGUGCGAGCAUCGAGCAGCCCGACCUCGGGCCCAGGUCCACAACGCCCGAGGAGAAGCCCCCUCUGCACGAGUUGCCCUACCACAAGAUGGGGCUUCCCAAAGAGCAGGUGGAGAUGAUGGACAAGUUCUUCGGCGACAUGCGGAUGCAGAAAGAAACGGCAGCAAGGGCGAAGUCGGCGGAGGAGGGCGCGCAGCCGCAG
This is a messenger RNA of Prorocentrum cordatum, 2577 nucleotides long. The record is from the annotation of a GenBank genome assembly. Lineage: Eukaryota; Dinophyceae; Prorocentrales; Prorocentraceae.